Molecule: messenger RNA, 1386 nt
Organism: Pipistrellus nathusii (Nathusius's pipistrelle)
Lineage: Eukaryota; Metazoa; Chordata; Mammalia; Chiroptera; Vespertilionidae
Source: the annotation of a GenBank genome assembly
AUGAAUAGAAUCAAUAAGAACGUGAUUUUGGCGCUUUUAACUUUGACAAGUUCUGCAUUUCUGUUGUUUCAGUUGUACUACUACAAGCACUAUUUAUCAGCAAAGAAUGGAGCUGGUUUAUCAAAAUCCAAAGGAAGCCGAAUUGGAUUUGAUAGCAUACAGUGGCGUGCAGUUAAAAAGUUUAUUAUGCUAACAUCGAGCCAAAAUGUACCCGUGUUCCUUAUUGAUCCUUUGAUUCUGGAAUUGAUUAAUAAAAACUUGGAACAAUUAAAAAAUACUUCUCAUGGCUCCACUUCAGAAUGCAACUUUUUCUGUGUUCCAAGAGACUUUACUGCCUUUGCUCUACAGUAUCACCUGUGGAAGAAUGAGGAAGGCUGGUUUCGGAUAGCUGAAAACAUGGGAUUUCAGUGCCUGAAGAUUGAGAGCAAAGAUCCCCGGCUGGAUGGGAUAGACUCACUUUCUGGAACUGAAAUCCCCCUGCACUACAUCUGUAAACUGGCCACACAUGCCAUUCACGUGGUGGUCUUUCACGAGAGGAGUGGCAACUACCUCUGGCAUGGCCAUCUGCGCCUCAAAGGUCACAUGGACAAGAAGUUUGUUCCUUUUCGAAAGUUACAGUUUGGUCGUUAUCCAGGAGCUUUCGACAGGCCAGAAUUACAACAGGUUACUGUUGAUGGACUAGAAGUUCUCAUUCCAAAAGACCCAAUGCACUUUCUAGAAGAAAUACCACACUCUAGGUUUAUUGAGUGUAGGUAUAAAGAAGCUCGGGCAUUCUUUCAGCAGUACCUUGAUGAUAGCACUGUGGAAGCUGUGGCCUUUCGGAAGAGUGCAAAGGAAUUGUUGCAACUUGCAGCCAAAACAUUAAAGCAAUUGGGAGUGCGGUUCUGGCUGAGCAGUGGGACUUGUCUAGGAUGGUAUCGGCAGUGCAAUAUUAUUCCUUAUAGUAAAGAUGUUGACCUAGGAAUUUUUAUACAAGAUUAUCGAUCUAAUAUUAUUUCAGCAUUUCAGGAUGCAGGACUUCCACUCAAACACAAAUUCGGGAAGGUAGAAGACAGCUUGGAACUAUCUUUCCAGGGAAAAGAUGAUGUAAAACUUGACAUUUUUUUCUUCUAUGAAGAGACUGACCAUAUGUGGAAUGGAGGCACUCAGGCCAAAACAGGAAAAAAAUUUAAAUACCUGUUUCCCAGGUUUACACUGUGCUGGACUGAGUUUGUAGACAUGAAGGUCCACGUGCCCUGCGAAACCGUCGAGUACAUUGAAGCCAACUAUGGGAAGACCUGGCAGAUUCCCGUGAAGACGUGGGACUGGAAGCGCUCACCCCCCAACGUGCAGCCCAACGGCGUCUGGCCAGUCUCCGAGUGGGAUGAGGUUAUCCAGUUAUACUGA